Messenger RNA from Cylicostephanus goldi, 576 nucleotides. The record is from the annotation of a GenBank genome assembly. NCBI's taxonomy places the organism in Eukaryota, Metazoa, Nematoda, Chromadorea, Rhabditida, Strongylidae.
AUGCUUUUGCAGUACUUUCUCCUUGGUGUGGCGCCAAUAAUCCCAGCACUGGAUGGCGCGCCGGAAUGUGAUGGAGGUGCCAUGGAAAGUACGGACAUCAACGAAAUUCUCAAGUAUAUCAACGAAAGACGUUCAACUGUCGUCCAAGGCAAUCAGAGGAACGGACAAAGAAAGGAUAAUCUGCCAGCCGGAAAAUACAUGAAUCAAAUCUACUGGAAUUGUGAUCUAGAAAAGGAAACCAUGGAGUUUUCGACAGAUGUCUGUGACUAUCCCGAACAAACGCCCCAAAAAAGUCAAGCAUACCAUGCAGACUAUGACUAUGAUGGGGAAAAAGUACCUUCAGCAUCGUCACUUGUGGAAACUUGGUUAGGCAUGGUAGAUAACAAUGCUCUCACCGAAUAUGGAAAUGGAGCAGUAAAAUAUUCCGAAGAAUUAAAUAUGGCUGAUUUCGUAAACCUGAUUAAUCCAAAAACAACCGAUAUAGGAUGUGCUUUUGGAAACUGUGUUAUUGAAGACGGAGGAAGCAAGUACACAUUCUACUGCCUAACUAAUCAAUCGUAUGUUCGUGUUGCAUGA